This is a messenger RNA of Cantharellus anzutake, 1475 nucleotides long. RefSeq lists its product as uncharacterized. The record is from RefSeq and is a predicted model, not a curated record. Lineage: Eukaryota; Fungi; Basidiomycota; Agaricomycetes; Cantharellales; Hydnaceae. Gene Ontology annotation, biological process: epoxide metabolic process. Gene Ontology annotation, molecular function: epoxide hydrolase activity. The coding region runs from base 181 to 1350 and encodes 389 amino acids. The transcript is spliced from 8 exons.
CCUAUCUCCUAUCCGUCAGGUUGUGUAUCUUGUCAUGCACCCGGCCCAACAAUCGCUCGGUCUCUCAAGAAAUCUCAUUGAAAGAGGAUCCACUUUACCAUUCCUAGUGCCACUCGUCCAAGUUAUAUAACCCCCCCUUGAUCCCCAACCGUCUUGGAUCCUAAACAAUCACUCAAAGAAAUGGCUUUCAAAGGACCUUUACAGCCUCGACCAUUCACGAUCGAAACGCCUCAGCAGGUGUUGGAUGACAUGAAGACACUCAUUAGGCUUGGGCGUCUGGCUCCAGCCACGCACGAGGGUACCCAUCCAGAAGGCGAAUUUGGUAUAUCCGACGAGUGGAUUAAGAAUGCUAGGGAAUUUUGGUUGUCUGACUUUGAUUGGCGGGCACAUGAAAAGCGCAUUAAUUCGUUUCCUAACUGGAGGGCCGAUGUUACGGACGAUGAUGGGUCUAUUUAUAAUGUUCAUUUCAUUGGGGUUUUGUCCGACGAUGCCAAUGCUGUUCCCCUCAUUUUGUUGCACGGGUGGCCAGGAUCGGUCCUCGAAUUCCUUGACAUUAUUCCUAUCCUUCAGGAAUCGACCUCCUCGCCAUUCCAUAUUAUUGUGCCUUCCCUCCCUGGUUUUGGCUGGACGUCCGGCCCGCCCCUACACGUCAACUUCAAUAUUGCGGGAAUAGCCCGAAUCAUAGACAAAUUGGUGACUGGGCUCGGCUUCCGAGACUAUGUUGUUCAAGGCGGAGACAUUGGCUCUCAGGUUGCACGCAUCCUCGGAGCAGGGGCCCCAAAUUGCAGAGCUGCUCACGUCAACAUGUUUUUCGCGAAGGGGGCUCCUGCAGAAGGACUACCUCUUACACCUGCAGACGAAGUGAGACUUAAAAACAUACUAAAGUUCCACACAACAGGCUUUGCGUAUGCAGACGAGCAUGCGACUCGGCCUAGCACCAUUGGCCAUGUUUUGAGCAGCAAUCCCAUCGCUUUGUUGGCUUGGAUCGGCGAAAAACUCAUAGCAUGGACCGAUUCGACUCCGUCGUUGGAUACCAUUCUUGCGAUGGUGACGGUAUACUGGGUAACGAAUAGCGCUUCGACUAGUCUCUACCCAUACAGAGAUGCGACAAGGCAGGACCCAUCUCUCAGCAUUAAAAAGCCUUUCGGAUACUCCAUCCUCCCUAAGGAGGUUCUGCCCUACCCUCCAAGCUGGGUUGGUUACAAAUCGAAUCUUGUGUUUGUGCGGGAACAUAAAAAGGGAGGACACUUUGCGGCCCUUGAAUGCCCUCGCGAGCUCGCGGGGGAUAUUAUUGAGUUUGUGUCCACACUGCACAAAUUUGAAACUUCCCCCGAGUCAGGCUCGGCCUGAUUGCAGGGCACGACCCGGGCAUCUCUACACGAACCAAUAACGAAUGGUUGGAAAAUGAAUGUUAUGUAUACUAGUUGUCAAAAUCAAGUCGCAGUGCGGUUCUGUACACAAUGGAAUAGAUUCGG